AUGCCUGAGGGCCCUGAGCUGCAUCUGGCCAGCCACUUUGUGAACGACGCUUGCAGGGAGCUGGUGUUUGGUGGGUGUGUGGAGAAGUCACCCGUCAGCCGCAACCCUGAGGUGCCCUUUGAGAGCAGUGCCUACAGCAUCUCGGCGUUGGCCCGCGGCAAGGAGCUGCGCCUGACCCUGAGCCCUCUGCCUGGGGCCCAGCCCCCACGGGAGCCACUGGCCCUUGUCUUCCGCUUUGGCAUGACUGGCUCCUUCCAGCUGGUGCCCAGCGAUGCGCUGCCACCCCACGCCCACCUGCGCUUUUACACAGCUCCACCUGGCCCCCGACUUGCCCUCUGCUUUGUGGACAUCCGCCGAUUCGGCCGCUGGGAACUCGGGGGCGAGUGGCAGCCAGGCCGCGGGCCGUGUGUCUUGCUGGAGUACGAGCAGUUCAGGGAGAAUGUGUUACGAAACCUAGCAGACAAGGCCUUUGACCGGCCCAUCUGUGAGGCCCUGCUGGACCAGAGGUUCUUUAACGGCAUUGGCAACUAUCUGCGGGCGGAGAUCCUGUACCGGCUGAGGAUCCCCCCCUUCGAGAAGGCCCACACAGUUCUGGAGGCCCUGCAGCAGCGCAGGCCGAGCCCGGAGCUGACCCUGAGCCAGAAGAUCAGGGCCAAGCUGCAGAACCCCGACCUGUUGGAGCUGUGCCAUUCAGUGCCCAAAGAAGUGGUCCAGCUGGGGGGCAAAGGCUACGGGCCGGAGAGCGGGGAGGAGGACUUUGCUACCUUCCGAGCCUGGCUGCGGUGUUACAGCGCACCAGGCAUGAGCUCCCUGCAGGACCGGCAUGGCCGCACCAUCUGGUUCCAGGGGGAUCCUGGACCCCUGGCACCCAAAGGGGGCAAGUCCCGCAAGAAGAAGUCAUCCCAGGGAGCACAGCAGGGUCCUGAGGACGGAGCGGAGGACCCUCCAUCUCCAAACAAGGCCCCUUCAAGGACACGAAGGGCACAGAGAGGCCUUCCUAAACAGACUACAGCCCAGCUGCCCGAGGGGACCAGCCUCCACCAGGACCCAGAAGCGCCCCCAGUCCCUGACACAGGGAAGAGGCGGCGGCGACCAGCACCCUCAGGCCGCCGCAGAACCCGAAAGACCAAGGCUGACACCCCAUCCCUGGAGCCUGAGGGGACCUCAGCCUCCUAG
This is a messenger RNA of Rangifer tarandus platyrhynchus (Svalbard reindeer), 1176 nucleotides long. The record is from the annotation of a GenBank genome assembly. Lineage: Eukaryota; Metazoa; Chordata; Mammalia; Artiodactyla; Cervidae.